CCACUGUUGCUAAGCAACGCGUCCAAAAUGGAUUCCACAAGAAGCGGCCACCGGCAAACAUAAUAAUAUUGGUUUUCGAAUGGAAAAAUGGCUGAGUUUAUUUCGAAGCGAGGCCAAGCUAUCGCAAAUGGAACUUCAUAUAAAAACGCAGAUACUCUAGAGAGUCAACACACAACUCAUCGUGACAUAUUAAGUGAGUAAUUGGCGCCCAUAAUGUCCUAAUUAUGUAUUCAUUGUGUGAUUUUGACGUAGACAAAGCUACUCUUGGUAUGCAUUUAGUAGAGCUAUUGUUUAAUUGUGAAGAUGUUUAUAUAUAUACUUCCUCAAGCAUUCUAUGUGAUCUUUAUGAUGAUGCAUUAAGAAUAAAAUAAUUUAAAUUUUUAGCUUAGAUUUUUUGAACUUCGAAAUGUAUAAAUUUAUCAAUAAAUUCCCUUCAUAUUAAAAUUCUAAAUGUCACAGAAUAUUAUUGCAGUUUUGUAUGAACCUGUUGAUUAUUAAAAAUUCAUACUUAUAAAUUGAACAAUAAAUAUAAUUCGUAAAACUAAACAGCACAGUGUCAGUUUACACAGAUGAAACUUGAAACUUUUGUGUUUGCAGAGAAAUGAUGCUACAUGCAAUCAAAAUCGGUUACCACGGCAACUAAUUUAGCUUGUUUUCUUCAUGAAUACAGAAUUUGGGAAUAAAGUUUAUGAGAGAAAGUGUGCUGAGUUGGAGAAAUUGAGAGAAGAAUCACUGGCUGAACUUGAAGUACGACUUUGGCAGAUUGCAAAUGAAGAACGAGACCAAGCUGUAAAGGAAACAUUUCAACAAGGUCAACAAGAAUUAAAACUGAGUCAGGAAAGUGCUAAGAAAGAAAAGGUGAUCAUUUUAUUGUAAAUAUUGCACAAUAUUAGUCAUGAAACUCAUCACCACAUGAUACCAAUACAAUCAUGCAUUAUUACCACCACCCUCAUCAUCACCACCACCAUCUUUAACAUCACCAAUAACUACAAUUGUCACCACCAUCAUCACCACCACUGCUAUCAUCUCCACCUUCAUCUCUGUGGCUUUACAAUUAUCAUCACCAUUACCACCAUAUAUAUAUAUAAUAAUCACAACCAUCAUCAUCACCACCAUCAUCAUCACCGUCAUUAUCACCACUAUCAUCAUUGCCAAUAGCACUAUCAUCUCCAGAACAUCUCCAUCACCACCAUUCAUCACAACCAUUCAUCACAACCAUUCAUCACAACCAUUCAUCACAAUUACCACCUUCAUUACCACAAUCAUCACCACCACUAUCAUCAUUAUCAUCAUCAUCACCACCAGCAUCAUUACAACCAUCCUCAUCACAACCACCAUUACUUUCUGCACGCACAUGUUUUAAUACAUGGCUACCUUGACUCAUCAGGAAAAAGCAGUAAAAGCAGAAUGCAGGAGGGUGGAAGCCUACAUGAAGAAACAGGCCCAACAGCACCUCGAAGAGGCCAACCAAGCUUAUCGAGUUCAACUGAAAGACGCUCUCCAUGAUGCCAGAAUAGAAUUUGAAGUGGAAAAAAUGUUGGCAAUUCGUGAAGCAAGAGAGGAAGAAAUCGGCAGUGCUGUGGAGGAGGCAGCAAGAACAGCAGAUGUGGAGGAGACGAAACGAAAGAAGAUUAUCUUGGAAGCUGAGAAAGAAAAAGCUGUAAGUUGGAUAUCAUUUCUAUUCAUAUCCCAGCCUAUGUUUCUGUAUAUAUUUUUGUAGCUCUGAGACAGGUAAUCCUCAUUUGUUAAUCUCAUAGGUAACAGCUAAUAAUUGCUAAACUUAUUAUGUACAGUGGGAUCUUUUUUGACGAAUUUAAUGAACACUUCAAAAUCCGAUUUUGAGAAUUUUCUGUCUCAAUGAAGCUGUCUGUCUUAAAAACAUACCCAUCUAAUCUUAGGGAAGUAGUCGUCUUGAAGAACACGUUUUAAAUUAGGCCUAAUAUAUACAUUUUCUUUUGUGUUAAUUAAACCAUUGAGCGACAAUAGUCUCGACUAAUGAAGGUUCCGCUAGCCAAGAAAGCUGGCACUGAGGCAAUGGGAGAGAUGAGAAUAGGCGUAACUCUACCCACAUCACAUCAGCUCAAUAUUCAAUAAUUAAUAUGAAAAACAAGCGGUUAACACAACGUUAACUUUUUUCUGUUCAAACAUUUACCAGGAAGCUUUGAAAAAACUGAAAUUGAAAAUGGAAGAAGAAGCAAGAAUCGAUAUCGCUGAGACUGAGAAAAGAUGUCAUCUGAUGUCUUUGGAAGAGUUGCGGAAAUGCGAGGAAACGCAUUUGGCUGAAAUGGACAAACUUCGUAAAAAAAUUACACACCAAGAUUCCGAAUAUGAAGACAUAAAACAUCAACUUUCACAGAAAGAAAAAAUUCGUAGGAAAACUGAGACAAAAUUACGCGAAGUUGUUGAAGAGUUCCAGAAUUUUAUUGAUCUAACAAAAGGAUUUACCAAGGGUCAAUCUGAAUUCCUGUUACCUGACGUCAACUUAUUGCAGGACAUGUUGAAGGGAGCUGUUUUAUCUUGUCAGAAAUAAAAGGAACUGUGAAUUUUUAUUGUAAAUAUAACACAAACAGAGUUAUGAACUUUGUUUACUACAAAUUUGUUAACGGUGAUAUUUAUAUAUUUGUUGUAAAAAGUAACUAACAUGUUUUUAAAACAUAUACAGCAUUGACCAUUGUACUAAAAUUUCUUGUGGAGUUUAAUUAUCGGGCGUAGUUUUAGACUGGUUUACCAUGUUAAGCAUUGCCAUGCAGCAGUCAAGUCUAUAGAGUCAAUAAGGCUAUCGAUAUCAAAUCCGGAUGCAAGAAACAGUUGCACCUGAUAUAAAUCAGCAGGAAAAUUAAAAAGUUCAAAGAUUCUAGAUUUUUCGCAACGUAUGGGGUCGAUAAAACGAUUUUCGUUAAUA
Messenger RNA from Paramuricea clavata, 2902 nucleotides. Lineage: Eukaryota; Metazoa; Cnidaria; Anthozoa; Malacalcyonacea; Plexauridae. The record is from the annotation of a GenBank genome assembly.